CCUCUCCCCGGCCGGGGGAGGGGGGGAAGGAUAUGAAGAUCUGAGUGGCCGAGGGCGGCCGGGGCGGGGCCGGGGCGGCCCUGGAGGCCCAAGGCAAAGUCGCCGGCAGGGCAGGCUGGGCGCACCAGGAGGGUUGGGUGCUGCGUGCGCCCGAGGACCCGGUGGGACCACUUGGCCGGCUCAGGAUGAGGACGCGCUGGACGACCCCUUGCCGCGCGGCAGAGCUCCUCGUGCUGUUCCUCCGGUGCUUCGGACUGGCGGAGCCCUUUGGCCGGGCAGGUAAUGAUCCCUUCACCAUCGUCAAUGAAAACACGGGCAAGUGCCUCAAGCCACUGAAUGACUGGAUAGUAGCAAAGGACUGUGAUGAAAGCAGGGAUCUGUUAUGGAAGUGGGUAUCCCAACAUCGGCUCUUUCAUUUGGAAUCCCAGAAGUGUCUUGGCCUAAAUAUUACCAAAUCCACUGAUUCCUUGAGAAUGUUCAGCUGUGACUCGAAUGCCAUGCUGUGGUGGAAAUGUGAGCACCACUCUGUGUAUGGAGCUGCCCAGUACAGGUUGACUCUGAAGAGUGGACAUGCCAUAGCAAGUACAAAUUCAUCUGAUGUCUGGAAGAAAGGAGGCUCAGAGGAAAGCCUCUGUGAGCAGCCUUACCAUGAGAUAUACACCAGAGAUGGGAACUCUUAUGGAAAACCAUGCGAAUUUCCAUUCUUUGUCAAUGGGACCUGGCAUCAUGAGUGCAUUGUUGAUGAAAAUCACGGUGGGCCAUGGUGUGCAACCACCUUAAACUAUGAGUAUGAGCAAAAAUGGGGCAUCUGCUUAGAACCAGAAAUUGGCUGUGAAGGUAAUUGGGAAAAGAACGAGCAGAUUGGAAGUUGCUACCAGUUUAAUACUCAAGCAGCUCUUUCUUGGAAAGAAGCUUAUGUUUCAUGUCACAAUCAGGGAGCUGACUUACUGAGCAUCAACAACGCUUCUGAGUUAACUUAUCUUAAAGAAAAAGAAGGCAUUGCAAGAAUUUUCUGGAUUGGCUUAAAUCAACUGUACUCUGCUAGAGGCUGGGAAUGGUCAGACCACAAGCCCUUAAACUUUCUCAACUGGAACCCAGAUGUGCCGAGUGCACCUACAAUAGGUGGGUCAAGCUGUGCAACAAUGGAUGCCGCGUCUGGUCUGUGGCAGAGUUUUUCCUGUGAAGCUCAACUGCCCUACGUCUGCAAGAAACCGUUAAAUAACACAGUGGAGCUAACAGAUGUCUGGACAUAUUCAGAUACCCGCUGUGAUGCAGACUGGCUGCCAAAUAACGGAUUUUGCUAUCUACUGGUAAAUGAAAGUAAUUCCUGGGAUAAGGCAAAUAUGCACUGCAAAGCCUUGAGCAGUGACCUCAUCAGCAUUCAUUCUUUAGCGGAUGUGGAGGUGGUUGUCACAAAACUCCAUAAUGGGGGUGCCAAAGAAGAAACAUGGACAGGCCUUAAGAACAUAAAUACGCCAACUUUAUUUCAGUGGUCAGAUGGUACUGAAGUUACUCUAACAUAUUGGGAUGAGAAUGAGCCAAAUGUUUCCUUCAAUCAGACUCCCAACUGUGUUUCCUAUUUAGGAAAGCUAGGUCAUUGGAAGGUCCAAUCAUGUGAAGAGAAACUUAAAUAUGUAUGCAAGAAAAAGGGAGAAAACAUGAAUGAUUCAAGAUCUGAUAAGAUGUGUCCUCCAGAUGAGGGCUGGAAGAGACAUGGAGAAACCUGUUACAAGAUUUACCAGGAUGAGGUCCCUUUUGGAACCAACUGCAAUCUGACUAUAACUAGCAGAUUUGAACAAGAAUACCUGAAUGAUAUGAUUAAAAAGUAUAGUAAAUCUCCGGGAAAAUACUUCUGGACUGGCCUGAGAGAUACAGAUUCACGUGGAGAGUAUGGUUGGGCAAGUGUUAGCGGAGUAAAGCGGACUGUAACCUUUUCCAACUGGAACUUUCUUGAGCCUGCUUCUCCAGGUGGGUGUGUAGCUAUGUCUACUGGAAAGUCUCUUGGAAAGUGGGAGGUAAAAGACUGCAAAAGCUUCAGAGCACUUUCGAUUUGCAAGAAGAUAAGUGGGCCCGCUGAGCCUGAAGAAGCAGCCCCCAAGCCUGGCGACUCCUGUCCUGAAGGCUGGCUUAGUUUGCCCUCAGGUCUUUCUUGUUAUAAGGUGUUUCAUGUAGAAAGAAUAGUAAGAAAGAGGAACUGGGAAGAAGCUGAGAGAUUCUGCCAAGCACUUGGGGGACACCUUCCUAGCUUCAGUCAUGUGGAUGAAAUAAAGGAAUUUCUUCACGUUUUAAUGGACCAGUUCAGUGGCCAACGUUGGCUGUGGAUAGGUUUGAAUAAAAGGAGCCCUGAUUUAGAAGGAUCCUGGCAAUGGAGUGAUCGUACACCAGUAUCUACUAUUAUCAUGGAAAAUGAAUUUCAGCAGGAUUAUGAUAUCAGAGACUGUGCUGCUGUGAAGGUCGUUCAUAACCCAUGGCGAAGAAGCUGGUUUUACCAUGAGGACAGGGAAUUUAUUUAUUUAAGGCCUUUUGCUUGUGAUGCGAAACUUGAAUGGCUGUGCCAGAUUCCAAAAGGCCGUUUGCCAAAAACACCAGACUGGUACAAUCCAGAGCGUGCGGGAAUUCAUGGACCACCAGUUAUAGUAGAAGGGAGUGAAUAUUGGUUUGUUGCUGAUCCUCAUUUAAACUACGAAGAAGCCGUCCUGUAUUGUGCUAGCAAUCACAGUUCUCUGGCUACUGUGACAUCUUUUGUAGGACUAAGAGCCAUCAAAAACAAAAUAGCAAAUAUAUCUGGUGAUGAACAGAAGUGGUGGGUGAGAAGUGAGCAGCCAACAAAUCGUCGUUUUUUAUACUCACGAUAUCCAUGGCGUCACAUCCCUAUAACCUUUGGGGAGGAAUGCUUGUACUUGUCUGCCAGGAGUUGGUUUAGCGACUUAAAUAAACCAGCAGACUGUAGUAUCAAGUUGCCCUUCGUCUGUGAAAAAUAUAAUGUAUCUUCAUUAGAGAAAUAUAGUCCAGACUCUGCAGCUAAAGUACAAUGCUCUGGGGAUUGGACUCCUUUUCAGAAUAAGUGUUUUCUAAAGCUCAAAGGCAAGUCUCUCACAUUUACUCAAGCAAAUGACGUCUGUCACUCCUAUGGUGGCACCCUUCCUUCAGUGUUGAGCCAGAGAGAACAAGAUUUUAUUACAUCCUUGCUUCCGGGUAUGGAAGCUACUUUAUGGAUUGGUUUGCGCUGGACUGCCUAUGAAAGGAUGAGCAAAUGGACAGAUGACAGAGAGCUGACAUAUGGUAACUUUCACCCAUUAUUGGUUGGUCGGAGGCUGAGAAUACCAAAAGAUAUUUUUGAAGAAGAUUUCCCCUACUACUGUGCUCUCAUGCUCAAUCUCCAAAAGUCUCCUUAUACUGGGACGUGGAAUUUUACUUCCUGCAGUGAACACCACACUCUGGCUCUCUGUCAGAAAUAUUCAGAAAUUGAAGACAGACAGACCAUACAGAAUACUUCAGAAACUGUGAAAUAUCUAGAUAAUCUGUACAAAAUAAUCCUGAAGACUAUGACCUGGUCCGAUGCUCUAAGGGAGUGUCAGAAAGAUAACAUGCGCCUGGUGAGCAUCACAGACCCUUACCAGCAGGCGUUCCUAACUGUGCAGGCGGUCCGUCAUAACUCUUCUUUAUGGAUUGGACUCUCCAGUCAAGACGAUGAGCUCAACUUUCGGUGGUCGGAUGGGAGACAGCUUCAAUUUAGUCGCUGGGCUGAAAACAACAUGCAACUUGAAGACUGUGUAAUAUUAGAUACUGAUGGAUUCUGGAAAACAUAUGACUGCUAUGAUCAGCAACCGGGUGCUAUCUGCUACUAUCCAGGAAAUGAGACUGAAAAAGAGGUCAAACCAGUUAGCAACGUUCAAUGUCCAUCUCCUGUUCUAAACACUCCUUGGAUACCAUUUCAGAACUGUUGCUACAAUUUCAUGAUAACAAAGGAUAGAUACACAGCAAGAACACAAGACGAAUCUCAUUCUAAAUGCCAGAAACUGAAUCCAAAAUCACAUAUUCUGAGUAUUCGAGAUGAAAAAGAGAAUGACUUCGUUCUUGAGCAGCUUCUGCACUUCAAGGAUAUGGCUUCAUGGGUCGUGUUAGGUGUAACUUAUGAAAAUGGUUCUCUCAUGUGGUCUGAUAAGACCAAGCUGUCAUAUACACACUGGAGAGAGGGAAGACCAGAUAUAAAAAAUGGCAAGUUUUUUGCUGGCUUGAAUACUGAUGGCUUCUGGGAUAUUCAGACUUUUAAAGUUAUUGAAGAAAUACUUUAUUUUCAACAGCGCAGCAUUCUUGCUUGUAAAAUUGAAAUGGUUGAAUACAAGGAAGAAUAUAAUACUACUCUGCCACAGUUUAUCCCAUAUGAAGAUGGUAUUUACAAUGUUAUUCAAAAAAAGAUGACAUGGUAUGAAGCAUUAAACACCUGUUCCCAGAGUGGAGGUCAUUUGGCAAGUGUUCAUGACCAAAAUGGCCAGCUCUUUCUGGAAGAUAUCGUAAAGCGUGAUGGAUUUCCACUAUGGGUUGGCCUCUCAAGUCAUGAUGGAAGUGAAUCAAGUUUUGAAUGGUCUGAUGGCAGUGCAUUUGACUACAUCCCAUGGAAAGAGAAAAAAUCUGCUGGAAAUUGUGUUAUCUUGGAUCCAAAUGGAAUUUGGAAACAUGAAAAAUGCAACUCUGUUACAGAUGGUGCUAUUUGUUAUAAACCUAAGAAAUCUAAAGAGGCGUCCUCUCAUACAUCCUCAUCAAGAUGUCCAGCAGUAAAAGGGAAUGCGUCACAGUGGAUCCAGUACAGGGACCACUGUUAUGCAUCUGACCAGGCAUUGCACAGUUUCUCAGAAGCCAAACAGUUUUGUUCAAAACUUGAUCAUUCCGCAAAUAUUGUUACCAUAGAAGAUGAAGACGAGAAUACCUUCGUGAGCAGACUGAUGAGGGAAAAUAAUAAUAUUACCAUGAGAGUUUGGCUUGGAUUAGCUCAACAUUCUGCUGAUCAGUCUUGGAAUUGGUUAGAUGGAUCAAAAGUGACAUUUGUCAAAUGGGCAAAUAAAAAUAAGAGUGGUGUUGGAAAAUGUAGCAUUUUGUUAGCUUCAAAUGAAACUUGGAUAAAAGUUGAAUGUUUGAAUGGCUACGGAAGAGUUGUCUGCAAAGCUCCUCUGGACUGUCCUUCAUCUACCUGGGUUCAGUUCCAAGACAGUUGUUACAUUUUUCUUCAAGAAGCCAUCAAAGUAGAAAGCAUAGAGGAUGUUAGAAAUCAGUGUACUGACCAUGGAGCAGACAUGAUAAGCAUACAUAAUGAAGAAGAAAAUGCUUUUAUACUGGAUACUUUGAAAAAGCAAUGGAAAGGCCCAGAUGAUAUCCUACUAGGCAUGUUUUUUGACACAGAUGAUUCGAGUUUCAAGUGGUUUGAUAAGUCAAAUAUGACAUUUGAUAAGUGGACAGACCAAGAAGAUGGUGAGGACCUGGUUGACACCUGUGCCUUUUUGCACACCAAGACAGGUGAAUGGAAAAAAGGAAACUGUGAAGUUUCUUCUGUGGAGGGAACCCUUUGUAAAGCAGCUAUCCCAUAUGAGAAGAAAUAUUUAUCAGAUAACCACAUUUUAAUAUCAGCUUUGGUGAUUGCUAGCACAGUAAUUUUGACAGUUUUGGGAGCAAUCAUUUGGUUCCUGUACAAAAGAAAUUUGGAUGCUGGUUUCACCACAGUCUUUUCAACUGCAACCCAAUCUCCUUAUAACGAUGACUGUGUUUUGGUAGUUGCAGAAGAAAAUGAAUAUGCUGUUCAGUUUGACUAAAAUUUUGGAAAUCUCAGAUUAAGACAUCAAAUACCUUGACAAUGAUUCUUGUGCAAGAUUUUAACAUAAAACUUAAUGAAAAUUAUAAUUUAUAUGACAUAUUUCAUUAUUCUAGUAACAUUAUUCUCAUGUAAUCACUGUGACAAAAACUAAUCUUUAGGAUUAUUAUAAAAACAAAGUAUUAAAAAAAGGAAUGAUCUUAGAUAUAAAUGAAUGGUUUUAACCACCUCUCCAAACGCAACUUUCACUUGAAUGCAGGAAAGCUUAAAGGUCAAUAGUGAAACAGAUAAAAAUAAAAACCCUGUCUACUUGUCUUACCUGCUCUAUCUUCCCUCCCACUUAGUUGAACCACCUUGGUUUAUAGUUGAGUUAAAAAAGAAAAGAUUCUACCUACCACUAUAGUUUUAGCAAGCACUACUAGGUCUUCAGCAAUUUCUAGGUCUUGCUCCUUUAUUAAUAAAAUGUGGGGAAUAAUCCUGGCUUUUAAACAGAUUCUAUACGUUUAGGUAGCAAUCAAAGUGGUUACUCUGGCAGAGCAAUAGCAUUUUUAAUAUUAGUUAAGUUAGAGGUAAUAUUUAAUAUUACCUCUAAUAUUUUCACCUUCCUUUAUGAUUUAGAUGUAGAAAAUAUUACAGAUAUUAACACUCCAUAUCCCACAUAAUUUUACAAUUUCAUUAUUUUUAGAACACCAUUCUGGAUUACAAACAGUAUUUAGUACGGAUCACAAAUGGUUAGAAUUUUAGUAAGAUUUUAUAAAAUUUUUGAAACAAAAAAAUUUACAGCUAUACAAGGAAGGUGUGGAGAAGGCUGGCAAUAAGGGAACAAACAUUUGUAUCACAGUGCCCCUUUAAGAAUUUUUCUCCUACCACCAUACCUGUUCCUAUAAAGGGAACCCAUGCUCCCCAAGCACUGAUGAACUUUGUUACUCAAUGACGUGAAAACUGUGUAAGCAAAAACUGCAGAAAAACACUAUGUACUAUUAUAGUGAUGAUGCUCAAACUUUUCAGGACAUGCAUUGUACAUUUUAAGACAAAGGUGAAAAUAAUCAUUUUGGGGUUAAAAAAUGAAAAUGGAAGAAAGGUGAAACAAGAGCGGUUUUCUUUAGCAUCCUUUACAGCUUAAAAACAAUAUGAGAAAAGAUAAUGUAUAGACUUCACAUAAAAUUGUAUUUACUAUACUUAGAAACUUGAAAGCUCAAGGAAAGUAAUCUCUGUCCCUAACCCACAUCCCAUCAAUUAUCUUAUGGGGAAUAAUUUACUUAUGGGGAAAUAUUCUCUCUCUCAAGCUUCAGCAAUGGCAACAAAGUCCUAGCUUGUGCCAUCUAUUUCCAUUGGCCACCAUGAAUCAAAAACAUCCUCAUCACAGCACUAUUGUUAACGAGACAGGAAUAACUACAAAGUGAUGACAGAAGACUCUACAGUGUGGCUAAUGUGGUAUUUAAAGAGCAAAUGUUACAAUAGCUGUAUGCUCUUUCAGAGUUUUAAAUUUCUGAGAUUUUAUGUAGUGACUGACAUGUCUACUUUAUUAUUGAUAGGCUAUUAAUAAUGCUAAUAGUGACCAUUAGACUGGAAUUCCUUCCUGCUUUUCCUACUCAAAUUCUACCAGUCCUUUAGGAACUAAGACUAAUCUUAUCUCCUUGUUAAAACUUUCUCUAAUUGUCAGAAAUCUCUACAAUGUUCAAUAUUGUAGCUACUAGCCACAUGUGACUAUGUAAAUAAGUUAAAAUUAAAUAUAACUUAAAGUCCAGUUCUUCAACUGCAAUAGCCCUAAUUCAAAUGCUCAAACUACAUGCAGUUAGUAUCUACCAUACAGGGCAACACAAAUUAUAGAACAUUUCCAUCAUCAUAGAAAGUUUUAUUGGACAGUGCUGCUCUACAAUUUCCCCUUCAACACAACUCCCAUGUAACUAAUUUUCUUCUGUUCAUUUUGGUAACUUCUACCUAACGACAGCUCUUCCAAAAUGGCCAUUUUAAACUGACUUAAUUUCAUUUCUCAAUAAACAAGUCCUUAAAGGCCCCUGGUAACGAAGUGUUAAAUUUAAUAUUCUUUAUAUAUCCAAACAUUUGUAACAGGCCUUGUAUCUAUUUAGUGGUCAACAGAUAACCGGAUUAUUCAAGUCUAUAUUUAUUUUUAGUAUUAGUAAUAACAUAAGCAUGCUUGUUUACAUUCGAAUGUAUAAACUGCUUUCUUCAACAUCUUGGUUCUAGCUAAUGACGAUAUAACUCUUAUGUUUGGCAGAUAUCUAGAGAGAAUAACAUUACUUUUAACACUUUUCUUAGGGAUUUGCAGUUUUUGUAGUGAGUAAUAUAUGGUCUCUCUAUUUUUGUUUGAAGUUUAAAAGUGAUAACCAAUGAAAGACUUUUCUUAUUCCCUCUGACUCUUCUAGUUCACAUUUACAGGCUAUCAGAUGUAAUACAAUACCAAAAUACUAAGUGGUACUAAGAACUAUGAGAAUACUGUAAAGCUCAAGCCUUGUCUGUCUAUCUCUGUCACUUAGCAUUAAAUGUAACAAAACUAUAAAUAAAUGGUAUGCACAUCAAUGGAAUGUUUUCUACCAAUAAAAUUUUUUACAUAAAAA
Molecule: messenger RNA, 8382 nt
Organism: Equus caballus (horse)
Lineage: Eukaryota; Metazoa; Chordata; Mammalia; Perissodactyla; Equidae
Gene: LY75
Product: lymphocyte antigen 75
Cellular component (GO): external side of plasma membrane
Molecular function (GO): signaling receptor activity
Source: RefSeq, a predicted model, not a curated record